This is a messenger RNA of Lutzomyia longipalpis, 2316 nucleotides long. RefSeq names its product set1/Ash2 histone methyltransferase complex subunit ASH2 (gene ash2). Lineage: Eukaryota; Metazoa; Arthropoda; Insecta; Diptera; Psychodidae. Gene Ontology annotation, molecular function: transcription cis-regulatory region binding; protein binding. The coding region runs from base 1016 to 2068 and encodes 350 amino acids. The transcript is spliced from 4 exons. Gene Ontology annotation, cellular component: Set1C/COMPASS complex. The record is from RefSeq and is a predicted model, not a curated record.
UUGAUUUAUGUAUACUGAUACAAAAAUUUGAAGCUACACACCACUGAGGAUAUAGAUAAAAAAAAGUGUCUAAAAAUAAAUCGGAGAGAAAUGUAUGUAUGUACAACAGUCUGGAGUACAUUGAAGGAGGAAGAGAAAUUUCGUGGACACGCAGCAAUUGAAGAUUUCUCAUGAAAUUUUUUGCGAAAAUGUGUGUUUUAUUGCGCAAAGUGCGAUUUUUUCUCUUCAUUGCGAAUGUGAGGGAGUGUAGUGUUUGUUAGAAUUUUCUCUAAUUGGGAGUUGUUAUCGCAACAGUGUUACGUAUUUAUGUUGCAAAAAGAAAAAUCACUAAAAGAACUUUGAUUGAGAAAUUACUAAUUGAAGUAUUUUGAAGGAUUUUUUUUUUUUGGCAGAGGGAAAUUCUCUUAAAUUUCUUAUCUUGUUGGACGAUUUUAUUAUUCAUCAUCAUAACAUUUAAGUAGAACAUUCAAGCGCGCUGCGACAAUGGGGGAAGAGAGCGUGCUGUGAAGUCUGUAAUCAAGAGAAAAAAGUGGACGUCACACGACAAAUUAAUUCGAGUGAAUAUAAAACGCUUUUGCCUUUUUCUUCUGUAUUAGAGCUGCGGGCACUUUUUUUUAUUUAGAAUGUUUGUGUGCUUCUCAGUGGCGCGAGGAAGAAUGAAAAAGACGUGCUAUUGAAUGCAUUUUAAAAGUUUAUUCAUUGAAGAAAAAAAAAGAAACGUUGUACGUCGAAAGAACGUCUUAUAAAAUGUUGCAUUAUUAAUUAGCAACUCAAUAUUAUAGUUUGAAAUGUAAUGCAAUUCCGUCACUUCCCUUUUUUACUCGUUGCCCCAAAGGUGGUCGGUCACACUAUACACAUAUUCUGAAACAUAUCGUGUGCUGUGGGGAAUUCUGUAUGCGAGUGAGAGGAAAUUAAGUUUUAUCGAUUGAACUCAUUUUUUGGGGAGGCCUCUUUUGUGUGUUUGUCUGUCACUCAACCAACAACACGGGAUUUGCAGAAGAUUCACUCGCGGCACAUGGAGGAUAAUCUUAAUUGCGCACAGAAUAUCGCCAAGUCGGGACGGCAGACAAAACGGAAGUUUCCAGGCGGUGAGGCGGGUCCAUCCGGGAAGAAGGGUCGUCUGAGUGGGGAUGUGGCGGCAAAUGUGAAGCUACCAGCUCAUGGCUAUCCGUUGGAGCAUCCAUUCAACAAGGACGGCUAUCGUUACAUCCUGGCGGAGCCCGAUCCACACGCACCGUUCCGGCAGGAGUUCGAUGAGAGUGCUGAUUGGGCGGGGAAACCAAUCCCCGGAUGGCUCUAUCGCAUCCUCUCACCGAACGCCGUUCUCCUUGCACUGCACGAUCGUGCUCCACAGCUCAAGAUUUCCGAGGACAGGCUCUCAGUUACUGGUGAGAAAGGCUACUGCAUGGUGAGGGCAACACAUUUUGUCAAUCGUGGCGCAUGGUACUGGGAAGCCACAAUUGAGGACAUGCCCGAGGGUUCAGCUGUGCGAUUGGGCUGGGGACAGGACUACGCCAAUCUCCAAGCUCCCCUGGGCUAUGAUAAAUUCGGCUAUUCGUGGCGAUCGCGCAAAGGGACACGUUUCCAUGAAUCCCAUGGGAAGCACUAUAGUCCAGGAUACGGCGAAGGUGACACUCUGGGCUUCCUCAUUGUCCUACCGGAACAGAAUGGGCGCUCCUAUACGCCCAAUACGUACAAAGAUCGUCCACUUGUGAAGUUUAAGAGUCAUCUGUACUACGAGGACAAGGAUAAGAUCAAUGAAACUCUAAAAGGUCUCAAAGCACUGCCUGGAAGCAAGAUUUUCUACUUCAAAAAUGGUGAAUGUCAAGGUGAAGCUUGGACUGACAUCUACGCUGGGAGCUACUAUCCAACCGUGUCGCUGCACAAAAGUGUAACCGUGAGCUUGAAUUUCGGUCCCAACUUCAAGUAUCCACAAAUUGAAGAGACUUACAAAUGCCGUGGGAUGUGCCAUCGUGUGGAGGAUCUCAUCUGUGAGCAGUCCAUGGCAGACAUGCAGUACUUCACCGAGAACGAUGGGAAGCUGCGACUGGAUACGUUUAAUUUAUGAAUUUAGUGGACCUUUUUAGUUGCACCUUUUCAUCCAUUUUCGUUUGCUGCCAUUUUUAUCGCCCAAAUCCACCGAGGCACUUUGGGCUGGGCUCCACCUUGCAUUUGGGGUCCCACUGACUUGGUGUCUUCGUCUCGAGUGAGAGCGCAUGUACGAAGCCUCCAUUAAGUGACGCCUUGACCACAUCAUUCACCAUUCGAUGACGCUGUAAAAAAUUACGUAAAAUUAAAGAUAAUCUCUCUGUGAAA